Molecule: messenger RNA, 1903 nt
Organism: Phoenix dactylifera (date palm)
Lineage: Eukaryota; Viridiplantae; Streptophyta; Magnoliopsida; Arecales; Arecaceae
Product: NAD(P)-binding Rossmann-fold superfamily protein
Cellular component (GO): cytoplasm
Source: RefSeq, a predicted model, not a curated record
ACCUGAUCUGCCAUCCACACAUAACAAAUACUCGUACGCGUCAUAGCUGGACUUGGAGACUGACCUCUGCGACCGGCCUUGACAUUCCUCCGGCGAGCAUGGCGUCGCUGCCGCCCACCACCGCCGCCGGUGCCAUCGAAGGAGGCCGCGCCUUCCUCGACGCCGCCACCCUCCGCUCUUUGCUCAACCCCUCCGCCCUCAUCCCCCACCUCCGCUCCUCCCUCCCCUCCCUCUCCUCCGCCGUCCGCGCCCCGCCGCGCCAGAGCUUCUCCCUCGACCCAUCCUCCUCCUCCUCCCUCCUCCUCAUGCCCUCCUGGUCCUCCCACCCAUCCCUCCCUUUCAUCGGCGUCAAGGUCGUUACCUCCUUCCCCCACAACUCCGCCCUCCGCCUCCCCGGCGUCCAUGCCGCCUACCUACUCUUCCGCUCCUCCACCGGCGCCCCCCUCGCCUCCCUUGACGGCACGGCCCUCACCCUCCUUCGCACGUCCGCUGUCUCCGCCGUCGCUGCUUCCCUCCUCGCCCGCGACGACUCCCGUGUCCUCGUCAUGGUCGGCGCCGGCGCCCUCGCCCCCUACCUCAUCGCCGCCCACCGCUUCGUCCGCCCCAGCCUGAAUAGAAUCAUCAUCUGGAACCGAACCCCUGAUAAAGCUCGAAUCUUGGCAAGAGAUCUCCAAGAAGAGGAGGAGCGAAGGGAGAACAGCGGGCUAAUUUUCGAGCACGCCGAGUGUUUGGACGAGGUGGUCGGGCUGGGGGACGUGGUGAGCUGCGCCACGAGCUCGGAGACCCCAGUUGUCAAGGGGAAGAAGCUGAAACCCGGGGCGCAUUUGGACCUGGUGGGCUCGUUCACCCCAGCGAUGAGGGAGUGCGACGACGAGGCGCUGGCGAGGGGGAGGGUGUUUGUGGACUUCGAGGUGGCGCUGGAGGAGGCAGGGGAGUUGGUGGGCGCGUUCCAAAGAGGGGUCAUGGCGCCGGGGGAUGUGGCAGGGACGUUGGUGGAGUUGGCCGGGGGGACGAAGGUUGGGAGGAGGAGCCCGGAGGAGCUGACGGUGUUUAAGUCGGUCGGAACGGCGGUGGUCGACCUCCUGGCUGCACAAUUGGCUUAUUACAAUUACUUGCAAGGUUCUCCAUGAACUUUUCCUUCUACAAGUUCAUGCUGCCAAGUCCUUAGAAGGCAAUCCGUUGCUGGAUAUGGAUUUAGUUAAUACUGAUGUUGGUGUUUAAAUGGUAAAAUAAUGCAGUGAUGGUGAAAUACCAGAAGAUUAGGUACUGCCACAGCAUGAAAAAUAAUGUAACAAACUGCUAGUUCUUAUACUUAAGAUUUUUAUCCUAAUGCAUUUUUAUAAUUCAAGUCAACUAUCAGGUCAUUCAAGAAAAAUUUGGAGGAUCAGAAAUCUUGUAUGAAUACUAUGAUGUAUACAAUUAUUCAAAAACUGAAGGUGGCUUGAGUAGCAGAUUUAAAUCAAGUUAGUAGGUGGCCAGAGUUAUAUUAAACCUGGGCAUGUAGCGGCUCAAGGAAAUCAAGUGUUUGGGAGAUUUAACAUUCUUCUGACAUCUAAAUACCAUUCAGAGUCUACUGAUAACAUGACUUUAUUGAUGAGGUUGGAUGACAUUGAAGUCACUGUCCCCUGAUGCAUGCCCAACAUCAACUUUGUUUUCUUGUGCAAGUGGAGAGCUGUAUGCCUGGUUGGAAUUCUAAUGGUUGGAAGGUUAGAACUUUCACAGGCAUACUUAUAUUAGAAACAAGUUCCCAUCAGCAUUUUUCAGGAGAUGCAAGAAAUGCGGAUGGUUGUUUUUGAGAAGUCUUCUUCCUGGUUGGGAGGAGCAAUUCUUCCUAAUGGAGGAGGACUGGUCCUCGGAUGCUGCAAGCACCAUUGGUGCGGUGUAAGUAUUGAAAUUUCAAGCA